GCCGUCUGGAGGCUAGACCCCGGCAGGGACCUCUCCUGGCCAGUCCUGCCCACUCUGAGCAUCUCAUGUAGGGAAGGAUUCCCAGCUGAUGCCCCCUAUCUCUCCGUAGUCCUCAUCUCUCUCAGCACUGACAGAGUGUGAGCUGAAUGAACAGAGGAGGAUUGUCUAGAGAGCGAGCGAGAGAAAGAGGCUAGUAGUACUCUCUUCUCUCCAAUGUGCUAAAGGACAUUUACUAAUCUCAUCAUCAUUAGUUCUUGCUCACACUUAAGCAGCGCUGAAGUAAUUUGCUCUUCUGGGGCUGUGUGUGCUUCGAGUGUCUGUCUGAAGAGCUUUAGAGGCUCUCUCCCUCUCUCUCUGCCUUUUUCUCUCUCUCUCUCUCUCUGCCUUUCUCUCUCUCUGCCUUUUUUUCUCUCUCCCUCUGCCUCUCUCCACCUCUUUCAAUUCAAUUUGCUUUAUUGGCAUGACGUAACAAUGUACAUAUUGCCAUAUCUCUCUGUCUUUCUCUCUCUCCACCACCAAACAACAGUGGUUCACAUCAUACGGAGCUGCUACUGCUAUAGGGCCUAGUGUUUAUCUCCCUGGAUCAGAUGGUAUAUGUCUCUCUGCUCUCAGCUGCUGACUGCAUUUAUAUCAAUAUAGGAAAGGCCCUAAAGUCUAUAGACGAGAUGAAAGAUGGCCAAAAAAGUGGCACCGUUUCAGAAUAAGAGACAAGAAGGACCAGGGGUCAUCUCAUUUUCCACCUCUCAUUCAUUUUCCUGGCCAUGUAGCUGACGUACACACAUUUCUGUCAGUUUGUAGCUGCUGUACGGACAUUUCUGUCAGUUUGUAGCUGCUGUACGGACAUUUCUGUCAGUUUGUAGCUGCUGUACGGACAUUUCUGUCAGUUUGUAGAUGCUGUACUGACAUUUCUAUCAGUUUGUAGCUGCUGAACUGACAUUUCUAUCAGUUUGUAGCUGCUGUACUGACAUUUCUAUCAGUUUGUAGCUGACGUACACACAUUUCUGUCAGUUUGUAGCUGCUGUACCUACAUUUCUGUCAGUUUGUAGCUGCUGUACCUACAUUUCUAUCAGUUUGUAGCUGCUGAACUGACAUUUCUAUCAGUUUGUAGCUGCUGUACCUACAUUUCUGUCAGUUUGUAGCUGCUGUACCUACAUUUCUGUCAGUUUGUAGCUGCUGUACCUACAUUUCUGUCAGUUUGUAGCUGCUGUACAGACAUUUCUAUAAGUUUGUAGCUGCUGUACAGACAUUUCUAUAAGUUUGUAGCUGCUGAACGGACAUUUCUAUCAGUUUGUAGCUGCUGUACGGACAUUUCUGUCAGUUUGUAGCUGCUGUACGGACAUUUCUAUCAGUUUGUAGCUGCUGAACUGGCAUUUCUAUCAGUUUGUAGCUGCUGAACUGGCAUUUCUAUCAGUUUGUAGCUGUAGCUGACUUACGGACAUUUCUAUCAGUUUGUAGCUGACUUACAGACAUUUCUGUCAGUUUGUAGCUGCUGUACCUACAUUUCUGUCAGUUUGUAGCUGCUGUACGAACAUUUCUGUCAGUUUGUAGCUGACGUACACACAUUUCUGUCAGUUUGUAGCUGACGUACGGACAUUUCUAUCAGUUUGUAGCUGACUUACGGUACGCAAAUUUCGGUUCGCUUGAAUUCCGUGGUCCGGUUCUCUUUUUUAGGACAAUGUGAAUGCAAAGCUCCCCAGGUUCACUUGUCAUUAUUCCUGCACCACACACUAGACUACUGCAACAGCGUUUCCCCUGCCAUAAACCCUCACAUUGGUGCCUCAAAAGAGAGAAGAUGAUGAUGUGCAGAUUCGCGGAAGAAAAGGUGUGCCGUUUUGGGAUAUUGAUUAGCGAUUGUCAAGGAAGCACAGAAAUUCCAAAAUGUGUGAGGUUUUUAGUUCAGAUUAUUUGUUUGCAAUAUAUGUGAUCUAUAUAUAUGUGAUCUAUAGGCUAAGAGCUUCAUAAGCUGCUUAUUAUCGUGGGGUUUGAAUAGUGUGAGAAGACUAUAUUUGGUGAGAAUCACAACAUAGGUUUGUAUAAACAACAGGGUAUAAAAUCUAUUCUAGCUCUUAAAGGGGCAGUAGCCUACCUUGGGUGUACAAUUUUCAAUUACAGCAUUAUUUAUUCUGCAGUUAUUCUAUUGCUAUUUAUUCUGUUACCAAUCAAAUUACAAUUAUUAUGUCUCAUAUUUUAACUAAAUGCAAUCUUUUAGCUUCCAAAAUGUAAGUAGGUAUAUCUAGCUGUCCGAUAACACAUUCUGAUGGAAUUGUUUGUCCUACACUUUGUAAAACCCAGAGUGCAUUGAGUGAAUGUUGGAAAAAGAUAUUGGUUCCUUUAUAAACAUAGCAAUGUGAAUGCAAAGAGGACUCUGGAGGAUUUCUGCAUAGUGCAGCUUUAAAAACCUGCUGUAUGUAAAAUAUUGUGUGCUAUAGCUUGGAAAAUAAAUACAUGUAACUCUGGAUGACAACAUCAUGAUGUUUGUUUCCAACAUUAGGGCUGUUUUCCUAAAGAAAUCUGCUUCGUGUUUUUUUUCCCUUGCCACGAUACUAACGAGUAUCAUGAUACUGGCAUCGUCCCGGACCUAAUUUCUAUAUGUUUGUGAUGCUUUAGUUAGCCUGCUUGUCUCAGGUGACCUGCUGCAAGCCCAGCCUCUCUCUCUCACAACAUACUGCUAAAACACAAAAAAGGGCCGGCGGCCAAAAUACAUGCUGAAAAAUGGACCAAACUACAGUAUCAGUACACAGAAGGUCACUUGAAGUGUGUGUGUGUGUGUGGCGUGCAUAUAAUGUAUGUGUGCAUUGUGAGCUUGGCGGUCCUAGGUUAGUCAGCAUGUUGUUUACCCAGGCAGCUCAGGGCUGUGAAUGCGUGUAGGGAGGAUGGGAGGGGGCCGGCGGGGGAAGGGGACAGGAAAUAGUGGCAGUGACCUGGCUGGCGUCAGGGGGGAAGGAACAGGAGGGGUACCCAGUCCAGAAUGACACACACCCAGGCCACGCACCCACACGCACACGCAUACACAUCCAGCUAGAACAGUAGAAAACGUGACCACCAUGACAGGGUUUAGGCCUACUGACGGGAGGUCAUAUGACAGAAAUGCUAUAAUAACCAUAAUCCUAUCCUUGCCUAUGGCUCUGUGGACAUCAUGGUAUGAAGGAGUUUAGGCCUACAUGUAUGUACAGUGAGGGAAAAAAGUAUUUGAUCCCCUGCUGAUUUUGUAUGUUUGCCCACUGACAAAGACAUGAUCAGUCUAUAAUUUUAAUGGUAUGUUUAUUUGAACAGUGAGAGGCAGAAUAACAAAACAAAAAUCCAGAAAAACGCAUGUACAUUUUUUUAUAAAUUGAUAUGCAUUUUGAAGAGGGAAAUAAGUAUUUGACCCCUCUGCAAAACAUGACUUAGUACUUGGUGGCAAAACCCUUGUUGGCAAACACAGAGGUCAGACGUUUCUUGUAGUUGGCCACCAGGUUUGCCCACAUCUUAGGAGGGAUUUUGUCCCACUCCUCUUUGCAGAUCUUCUCUAAGUCAUUAAGGUUUCGAGGCUGACGUUUGGCAACUCGAAUCUUCAGCUCCCUCCACAGAUUUUCUAUGGGAUUAAGGUCUGGAGACUGGCUAAGCCACUCCAGGACCUUAAUGUGCUUCUUCUUGAGCCACUCCUUUGUUGCCUUGGCCAUGUGUUUUGGGUCAUUGUCAUGCUGGAAUACACAUCCACAACCCAUUUUCAAUGCCCUGGCUGAGGGAAGGAGGUUCUCACCCAAGAUUUGACGGUACAUGGCCCCGUCCAUCGUCCCUUUGAUGCGGUGAAGUUGUCCUGUCCCCUUAGCAGAAAAACACCCCCAAAGCAUAAGGUUUCCACCUCCAUGUUUGACGGUGGGGAUGGUGUUCUUGGGGUCAUAGGCAGCAUUCCUCCUCCUCCAAACACGGCGAGUUGAGUUGAUGCCAAAGAGCUCGAUUUUGGUCUCAUCUGACCACAACACUUUCACCCAGUUCUCCUCUGAAUCAUUCAGAUGUUCAUUGGCAAACUUCAGACGGACCUGUAUAUGUGCUUUCUUGAGCAGGGGGACCUUGCGGGCGCUGCAGGAUUUCAGUCCUUCACGGCGUAGUGUGUUACCAAUUGUUUUCUUGGUGACUAUGGUCCCAGCUGCUUUGAGAUCAUUGACAAGAUCCUCCCGUGUAGUUCUGGGCUGAUUCCUCACUGUUCUCAUGAUCAUUGCAACUCCACGAGUUGAGAUCUUGCAUGGAGCCCCGGGCCGAGGGAGAUUGACAGUUAUUUUGUGUUUCUUCCAUUUGCGAAUAAUCGCACCAACUGUUGUCACCUUCUCACCAAGCUGCUUGGCGAUGGUCUUGUAGCCCCUUCCAGCCUUGUGUAGGUCUACAAUCUUGUCCCUGACAUCCUUGGAGAGCUCUUUGGUCUUGGCCAUGGUGGAGAGUUUGGAAUCUGAUUGAUUGAUUGCUUCUGUGGACAGGUGUCUUUUAUACAGGUAACAAGAUGAGAUUAUGAGUACUCCCUUUAUGAGUGUGCUCCUAAUCUCAGCUCGUUACCUGCAUAAAAGACACCUGGGAGCCAGAAAUCUUUCUGAUUGAGAGGGGGUCAAAUACUUAUUUCCCUCAUUAAAAUGCAAAUCAAUUUAUAACAUUUUUGACAUGCGUCUUUCUGGAUUUUUUUGUUGUUAUUCUGUCUCUCACUGUUCAAAUAAACCUACCAUUAAAAUCGUAGACUGAUCAUAUCUUUGUCAGUGGGCAAACGUACAAAAUCAGCAGGGGAUCAAAUACUUUUUUCCCUCACUGUAGGUGAGAGAGUGCUUGUUGUUUAUACUAGCAUUUGGGUCACAGCCUCAAUAGCAAAAGCCCUCUGCAAAGGCUUGUGAGCCAUUUGACUGCAGUCCAGUUGGUUCAUUCUUGCUUGUAUUUGAGUCUUUUUGUUGAGUCAGCCUUUGUUUUUAUCUUGUUGUUGAUGUCGACAGAGCCUGUGGCAUCCUCUCAGCUGCACUGUUUGGAUGAAUAGCCUCAUGAAUAGCGUAGAUAGGGUAUUUGUGUGUGUGUGUGCGUGCGCGGUCCAUGAGUGUGUGUGCAUGUACAGGACAAUUGGAUGACCCAGCACCCAGGCACUGUGCUGCCGCCAUGGACACCCAUACUGCCCCACUGAGCUGGUGGCGUGCCAAGUGUUCCCAUAAGCUAAUACACCCCCCCAUCCCUACUGUCCAUGAUAAGACCUCAAGAUCUGAUCCAUAUAAAUAGAUGGAUGAACAUUUGCAACCUCUGAGCUUAGAUACGGUCACAGAUAGUUCUACAACAUUCAAGAGAACAAAAAGACCCCCAAAAGGAUCUGUCUUCAAAAGUACCCUUUUACAUGGAUUUUAUGUAGGAGUACACACAUAAUGGCUGGUAAGCCCACUGCGCUUGGGAGCAUUCAAUCCAAUUAAUGUAACUUUAUUGGGAGCAUGUCAGAUAGGAUAAAGUCCUUUAGAACUUUAGUUUCAGCCCUGCUAUGGAAUAUAAAUGGUUGUCAGAUCGUCUGACCUAGCGUUUUUUCAAGUCUGUUGCAUAUGGAUUGGUUAUAGGCCCAGGAGGCUUGCUGUUAGUUGCUGGGCUGGUUGAAUAUGCUGGAUAGGCUAUAUAGGACACACGCAUGUCUUUCGUUUGUAUCACCAGGCUAUUCUCUUUGUUACAGCCUGUGUGUGUGAGAGAGGAGAGCCCCAUAGAUUUCAUUGGUUUUGUGUAGUAGUUUUUUUCCUCACCUCGGGGCCCUCAUGGUGUAGCAGCGUGUUUUAGCGCCGGCCCUAAUACGGCUUGUGCCUUGCACCAUUCAACCAUAUAAUCAACACGCCGUUAGUGAGAAAUGACACUCCCCAAGGCAAAGAGUGAGGGAGGCAGGCAGAGAGAGAUGGAUCGCGACUUUUGUUGGCUCCAUACUUAGUUGAACAGAGGAGGCAUUGAGGCAUGACUAGGUCAAUGUUUAUGUGUGCCCCACACAAUGUACACACACCCUUAUCCCAGCCUUUUCCUUACUGUCAAAGUGCUACUUGCCUACAUUUGACACAGAAUGGCUCCUCUGAGUCUGAAUAGGUGACAGCAGCUAAGCCUUGUAUGGCAAUACUUUGAGAAGUUAAAUGAGAAGGAAACGCAAACUUUGCGAGGUGAAAUUGAGGAACAGUAAAGGUAGUACAGAUGCAAUGCUUAAUCAUCUUAAAUUGACGCUCCGUGAGAGCCAAACCGAUGUUGGCAACAGCGCAGCUGCAUUGUGAUUUCACGUGGAAUUUUAAAUGUUAAGAAAAAUUGUCCAUUUGUCACAUCCGUAGUUUAGAGUCACAGUUCACAUCAGUGAUUGCCAUUUCACCGGUAGUAUUCUGACUGGCUUGUGUGUGAUCUUGAGUCAUUUGGCAGCGAUAAAUACAGUGCCUUCAGAAAGUAUUCAUACCCCUUGACUUAUUCCACAUGUUGUUGUGUUACAGCCUGAAUUCAACAUUUAUUAAAUAGCUUUCUUUCUCUCGCCCAUCUACACACAAUACCCCAUAAUGACAAUGUGAAAACAUGUUUUUAUAAAUUUAUUGAAAAUGAAAUACAGAAAUAUCUCAUUUACAUAGGUAUUCACACCCCUGAGUCAAUACUUUGGCAGAUAUUACAGCUGUGAGUCCGUCUGGGUAAGUCUCUAAGAGCUUUCCGCACCUGGAUUGUGCAACAUUUGCCCAUUAUUCUUUUCAAAAUUCUUCAAGCUCUGUCAAAUUGGUUGUUGAUCAUUGCUAGACAACCAUUUUCGGGUCUUGCCAUAGAUUUUCAAGUAGAUUUAAGUCAAAGCUGUGACUCAGCCACUCAGGAACAUUCACUGUCUUCUUGGUAAGCAAUCCAAUGUAUAUUUGGUCUUGUGUUUUAGGUUAUUGUCCUGCUGAAAGGUGAAUUCAUCUCCCAGUGUCUGGUGGAAAGCAGACUGAACCAGGUUUUCCUCUAGGAUUUUGCCUGUGCUUAGCUCCAUUCUGUUUCUUUUUUAUCUUGACACCCCCCCCCCCUGUUCUUAGUGAUUACAAGCAUACCCAUAACAUGAUGCAACCACCACUAUGCUUGAAAAUAUGGAGAGCGUUACUCAGUAAUGUGUUAUAUUGGAUUUGCCCCAAACAUGUGAAUUGCUUUGCCACAUUCUUUUGAAGUAUUACUGUAGUGCCUUUUUAUUCUCUGCGUGCUUCCUUCUUCUCAAUCUGUCAAUUAGAUUAGUAUUGUGGAGUAACUACAAUGUUGUUGAUCCAUCCUCAGUUUUCUCCUAUCACAGCCAUUAAACUCAGUAACUGUUUUAAAGUCACCAUUGGCCUCAUGGUGAAAUAGGGCUAGAUGGUAUACCAUAUUUUACUAUAUAUCGGUAUUGAUACAAGGACCGGUUUUAGUUUUUACUUUAACUUCUAUAACGAUAUUUCAACGUUUGGUUUGUUAAUUGUGAUACGCAACUCCGGCACGUAUAAUAUCCGUUUUUAUAGUUUACUCUGUUUGCUACUUGCGUCAUCUCGCUCUCCUCUUCCUGCUGCAUGGCGCUAACCACACCAAGCCCCGCCCCCUGUCACUCAAGGGGAGAGCAAUUGCUCGACCACAGAGUCACGAGCGCUUUCUUGCAGUUCACACUGCAUUGUCAGAUGGAAGCAACAAUGUUGGUGACAUGCUGAUUUCCACAAGCGUUCUAUACACUUAGUAGUUUGCAGACAGUAAGAUACACAAACUAUCUGCUGGUUUGUCUUAGCAAGGUGUUGCUAAAAUAAUUUGUGUUGGCCGCUAAUGCUAAUCGCUAGUUUGCUGGCUAGCUAACUUACUAAAUGUACUAAGAGUCAGAGCAAGUGUAGCUAGCUAGCUAGCAGGCUAAUACUGACUGGUACCAGUGCUGGUGUAGGCCUAGAUAAGCAUGUCUGUGCAAUGGUAUCUUAUCAGAGAGCAAUAUGCGAAGCAUGAAUAUGUUGGCUAGCUACACGAAGGAUGUAACAUCUAAUUAGGGUCACCUGGAAACACUGACUAAAACGUUUGUUCCUACCCUGUCAAUAUUUUCCUCCCUGGUUUAUUCAUUUGUUGUCAUGUCAAACAACAAUGUAUUCAAGGUGCUGCCCACUAUAUUCCAACUAUUGAAUUAGAAUAAUCAUUAUAUUUCCAUGAUUCCAACACUUCACCAAUUAACUAGGCCUAUAUAUUUUUGCCCAUUUCGUACUGCGUGGCACAGUGUGGAAAUGAUGAAAAAGUGCAGGAAGUGUAGAAAUUGAUCAAAAUGCUGAAAAUUAUGUUUGUUUGGAGUUGGAUUGAACAGUAUAAAUUGAGAAAGCCCCCUUUAAAAUCACUUAUUUGUGUUUCCACCCUUGGGUCAUGAACUACUCAUAAAGCAUAUUUAGAACUUUUAUUAUUCAAAAACAUGAAAUACUGUCAUUCCGUCAAAAAUAUUGUGAAAUCCCUGUGCGGUUUCCUUCCUCUCUGGCAACUGAGUUAGAAAAGACGCCUGUAUCUUUGUAGUGACUGGGUGUAUAAAUAUACCAUCCAAAGUGUAAUUAAUAACUUCAAUGUCUGCUUUUUUUAUUUUACCCAUCUACCAAUAGUUGCCCUUCUUUGCAAGGCAAUGGAAAACCUCCCUGGUCUUUGUGGUUGAAUCUGUGUUGGAAAUUCACUGCUCGACUGAGGGACCUUACAGAUACAGUGGGGAGAACAAGUAUUUGAUACACUGCCGAUUUUGCAGGUUUUCCUACUUACAAAGCAUGUAGAGGUCUGUAAUUUUUAUCAUAGGUACACUUCAACUGUGAGAACAAAAAUCCAGAAAAUCACAUUGUAUGAUUUUUAAGUAAUUCAUUUGCAUUUUAUUGCAUGACAUAAGUAUUUGAUACAUCAGAAAAGCAGAACUUAAUAUUUGGUACAGAAACCUUUGUUUGCAAUUACAGAGAUCAUACGUUUCCUGUAGGUCUUGACCAGAUUUGCACACACUGCAGCAGGGAUUUUGGCCCACUCCUCCAUACAGACCUUCUCCAGAUCCUUCAGGUUUCGGGACUGUCGCUGGGCAAUACGGACUUUCAGCUCCCUCCAAAGAUUUUCUAUUGGGUUCAGGUCUGGAGACUGGCUAGGCCACUCCAGGACCUUGAGAUGCUUCUUACGGAGCCACUCCUUAGUUGCCCUGGCUGUGUGAUUCGGGUCAUUGUCAUGCUGGAAGACCCAGCCACGACCCAUCUUCAAUGCUCUUACUGAGGGAAGGAGGUUGUUGGCCAAGAUCUUGCGAUACAUGGCCUCAUCCAUCCUCCCCUCAAUACGGUGCAGUCGUCCUGUCCCCUUUGCAGAAAAGCAUCCCCAAAGAAUGAUGUUUCCACCUCCAUGCUUCACGGUUGGGAUGGUGUUCUUGGGGUUGUACUCAUCCUUCUUCUUCCUCCAAACACGGCGAGUGGAGUUUAGACCAAAAAGCUCUAUUUUUGUCUCAUCAGACAACAUGACCUUCUUCCAUUCCUCCUCUGGAUCAUCCAGAUGGUCAUUGGCAAACUUCAGACGGGCCUGGACAUGCGCUGGCUUGAGCAGGGGGACCUUGCGUGCGCUGCAGGAUUUUAAUCCAUGACGGCGUAGUGUGUUACUAAUGGUUUUCUUUGAGACUGUGGUCCCAGCUCUCUUCAGGUCAUUGACCAGGUCCUGCCGUGUAGUUCUGGGCUGAUCCCUCACCUUCCUCAUGAUCAUUGAUGCCCCACGAGGUGAGAUCUUGCAUGGAGCCGCAGACUGAGGGUGAUUGACCGUCAUCUUGAACUUCUUCCAUUUUCUAAUAAUUGCGCCAACAGUUGUUGCCUUCUCACCAAGCUGCUUGCCUAUUGUCCUGUAGCCCAUCCCAGCCUUGUGCAGGUCUACAAUUGUAUCCCUGAUGUCCUUACACAGCUCUCUGGUCUUGGCCAUAGUGGAGAGGUUGGAGUCUGUUUGAUUGAGUGUGUGGACAGGUGUCUUUUAUACAGGUAACGAGUUCAAACAGGUGCAGUUAAUACAGGUAAUGAGUGGAGAACAGGAGGGCUUCUUAAAGAAAAACUAACAGGUCUGUGAGAGACGGAAUUCUUACUGGUUGGUAGGUGAUCAAAUACUUAUGUCAUGCAAUAAAAUGCAAAUUAAUUAUAAAAAAUCAUACAAUGUGUCUUUCUGGAUUUUUGUUUUAGAUUCCGUCUCUCACAGUUGAAGUGUACCUAUGAUAAAAAUUACAGACCUCUACAUGCUUUGUAAGUAGGAAAACCUGCAAAAUCGGCAGUGUAUCAAAUACUUGUUCUCCCCACUGUAAUUGUAUGUGUGGGGUAGAGAGAUGAUGUAGUCAUUCAAAAAUCUGGUUAAACACUAUUAUUGCAUACAGAGUGAGUCCAUGCAACUUAUUAUGUGACUUGUUAAGCACAUGUUUACUCCUGAACUUAGGCUUGCCAUAACAAAGGGGUUGAAUACUUAUUGACUUAAGACAUUUCAGCAUUAGAUUUUUAAUUAAUGUGGAAAAUUUUCAACAACAACAAAAUUAUUCCACUUUUACAUUAUGGGGUAUUGUGUGUAGGCCAGUGACAAAAAAAUCUAAAGAUUAUCCGCAACAAAAUGUGGAAAAAGUGUGUGUGAAUACUUUCUGAAGGCACUGAAACUGACAGCGCUGGGUUUCCCCCUGAUAGUCGCAUGAUAGGCGUACCUCCUCAUUAGACUUGGGCAUCUCCUCUUGUAGACAUCUGCAGGCCUUCAAUUUGUCAUCUUUUAAACUUGAGGUUAGAGCCGACGCAUAUCAGGUUUGUCAAAAAUAGAUUGUAUGCGGGCAUCACAGCCAUAGAGGGACAUCAAAAGACAGUCACACACGUGUCAAUUAUAAUAUUAUACAACGGGUGGGUCUAAUCCUGGAUGCUAAUUGGUUAAAACCGCAUUCCAGCCGGUGUCUAUUCCACAAGUUACCACUGGCUAAAGCUAUGACGUUGAAAUGGCUAUGUACUCUGUUCCAUCUCACUGCGCAAUCCAAUGUCUCAUCAGCCCAGCCAGGAAAUGUAUAAACUUCAUCUCCACUAUAAAAAGCAUCUAGACAUUAUCUCCUAUUUCUUUUAGAUUAGCAUUUGGUUUUCAACAGCGGAGAUUUGUAUAAACCAAACACCGGCUUCUCAGGCAUUAUCACUUAAGUACGAUAGAUCCACACAGUACUAGUAGCUCUAUCUGUGGAUUACAUUCUCACUAUGCUCUGUUAGACAUGGUCCACCAGUCCGUCAGUUCCCAGUGUAUUGAUAUUUACUCGCUGUGAAAUGUCCCACCGCAAAUUGAACUGCAUUAAAACUAAUUGACACACGGAGACAGUGUGUGUGAGCGCAUGUCACGUAGCCUGCGAAUAAUGAGAGCGAGGGACGGAUGGAGGACAUAACAGAGAAGGAGCGGUUGUCCUGCACAUGUCCUAAAGCAAGGUCUGUAUGGGUGGUGUAGUUUGGGGAAAUACAUUAAAAUGUAGUUCUGAGUUGAUGUGGUGCGUAGUCGGCAACUCUGUAGGGUAAUAGAGUUUACUUACACGGUCAGGGUGUUGUAUUUUAUUUAUUUCAAUAUAACAUUUAUGUAACCAGGCAAGUCAGUUAAAAACAUAGUAUGGACUGUGCUCCUUUAAGGGGAGGAGAGGGAUAGAGGAAUGGGUAGACGCACUGGAAGAAGACUUCCCAUCCACAUGUCUACAAGUCAUUGAGUUGACAUGUGGCAUAGUCACACUAGUCAGCUUCUCUACUAUAUGGGAGUGGAUGGAGGGUGGUUGGUCACUGGAGUCCCAAAGGGGUGUGUACCGACCCCACUCCCCUUAACACAAUCUGACUUCCUGUCCGCCCCAGUGCUCCUUCCUGUGGCUCAUUGUUCUGGUGUUUGGCUCGGACUGGAAGCCCACCAGGAAAAAACCCACCGAUCACUGGACAGGACGCCGUCCUCCAUGAUCCCUGCCAAGCCUACCCCAAUAUGAGGCAACACAUGUAUAGACAUCAAAACUAUGGAGAUGCAUAAAUCAUUCACUCAGCACUCAACUUUUUUGGGGGGGUCUCACGUGCUUUGAGAAGUCUUGCAUUCCAUUCCAUUUCUCUGUAGGUCUCUUGCCUAGAGAUUAUAUUUGGUUGGGCUCUGUCAUUUCUGUGGUCUUUAUUUUAAACUUCACAUCUGUUACUCAGUGGGGUCUUCAUCUGUGACUAGGACAGCUUGAGUCUAAUAGCAGAUAGGCUAGGGCUAGGCUUACGUUAGCCACUGUUCCACCAGGUCUCACUGCACUAUUUCAGUAAUAUACCUUAUAUAUCCUGUAGGGUUGUCACGAUACCAGUAUCGCGAUACCUGAUUUUCCAUGGUAAAAAGGAAAACACGAAGCAGAUUAAACUCUUUGGUCCUUUAAAAAAACCUACUAUAUACAUUUGACAUUUUAGUCAUUUAGCAGACGCUCUUAUCCAGAGCGAAUUACAGUUAGUGAGUGCAUACAUUUUCACUUUUUUUCAUACUGUAUGUAACAUAUUGUGUGCUAUAGCGUCGAAAAGAAACAUGGGAUUCUGGGUGACAUCAUCAGGCUGUUUGUUUCUAACAUUAGGACUGUUUUCCUCAGGAAAUUCAGUACGCUUCAUGUUUUGCUUCCUUGCCACGAUACCUCGUAGUAUCGCGAUACUGUUAUCGUGACAACCCUAAUAUCCUGUUUUAUAAUUCAUUUAGCCAUGGAUAUCUAUACUGCAUGUCAGGUCUAUGAAUUAUGUGGUACACCCAUGAUGGUAGAGCAUUCCGGUACUAUCCAUUUCUAAGAAGAGUAGCGUGUUUAUGAACUAUGAAGUUAAGGUAAUAGCAGAAGCUGCUCUCGUAACCAUCUCGUAACUUUCCCUCCCUCGGCCUGCAACAUUUCAGAUCUGUGGGUAUGAUGGCAACAGCUGAUUUAUUUCUGUCUAUUGAGACCAUGAGUGUGUGUGUGUAAGCGUUUGUGUGUGUAGUCUCUUUAUGUCAAUCACUUAGUGAAGCUGUUUUUAAUGCUUCUUAUCGUGGGCUUUUAAUUAUGCACGUUUUAAAUCACUUGUGUUUUUAUACAGUGUGACACACACACACACACACACACACACACACACAGCCUAAACUCUUAGUGCUAAGACAAGGAACUCACUCACUCACUCUCUCUCUCUCACACACACACACACACACACACACACACACACACACACACACACACACACACACACACACACAGUCUGUAGCUCCCAGAAGAGCACAGGGAAGUGAUUGCUAACUCUGUUAGUCAUUCGCCAAGCAUCAUUUCUGCUAAUGUGUGCUUUGAGGAAAUGAAGGGAGUCCCACUUAGUUAAGUGGAUGAUUCACUCUCAUUUUAAUCAUCACCCCAUCCCCUCUACUGCUUUUAGCUGAUCUCUCUCGAUCUCUCUCUUAUCUCUGUAUUGCUCUUUCUCUCUCUGUUUUUUCACUUGCUCUCCUUCCCCUCUCUCUAUCUAUCUUGCUCUCUCUCUGUCAAUCUCUCUGUCGGCUGCUUUGAACUCGUCCCAUUACUUAACAGCUGGCACUGAGACCUCUGUGACUUACUGCUGUCAUUUAGCCUAGCAGCCUUCAAUUCCACACACACACUUCUAAUGAACAUUAGAGCCCGACUGAUAAAUCGGUUGACCGAUAUUAUCGGCCGAUAUUAGCCUUUCACAUAAAUAUUUGUAUCAAGUCUUUAUUCCACAGAUAAAGCGCCAAUUCUAUUAUAUACAUAGAAUAAACAAAUACGUUUUUUUGAAAUGUUCAGUGGUCGCUUUGGAUAAAAGCGUCUGCUAAAUGGCAUAUUAUAUUAUUAUUAUAUUAUAUUGCCUGAAGAGGGUAGUUAGCUUAGCUAGCUAGCAAGCUGUGAUACUUAUGUGCUAACACUGGAUUGGCGCCAAAGUGAACACUCGUUCUUGAUACAAAAAGAACACUGUUACUGUCUGGACCUAUUAUGUUAGCUGGUGGGCUUAUUUAGUUAGUUUUCCCAAAUAUGCAAUCUGCAAAAAGCAAGACAGUUGGCGCAGAUCUAUCAUUCAGGCCAUGUGCUUGCAUUCAUGAUGAGAAAAGUAGCUAACGUUAGCUAGCUAGCAAAAUUAGAACAUGUGACUAAAACCAGUGCCUGCAUAAACGUUUUGUCAUCAGCACAUGCCAUUUGCAGUUGAAAUUUAUAGCCAAUACAUUUUGUAUUGAAGACAUAUGGUUUCUGUAAGAAAAUAUUGUCGUAAUGAACAGCUGGCUUGUGCUUGUCAUAACGUACUCUCAUUGCAAGGUUUCCAAAAAGUGUUUGUUUACAUUACCUUUGAGUGUUGUAAACACUGUCGUAAAUCUACUCAAGACAAAUGCUGACGCUGACACCAAGUGGUGACAUUACGAACGGCAUGUUACUGGUGGUCCUCUGUAGCUCAGCUGGUAGAGCACGGCGCUUGUAACGCCAAGGUAGUGGGUUCGAUCCCCGGGACCACCCAUACACAAAAAAAAUGUAUGCACGAAUGACUGUAAGUCGCUUUGGAUAAAAGCGUCUGCUAAAUGGCAUUUGUUUUUCUUUUUUCUGCAUUUCAAUGCUUAUUUGUGAACUUGUGAACAUUAAACAGGUUUCACUAUCAGAGAGAGAGAGAGAGAGAGAGAUAGAGGAGAGAGAGAAGAGAGAGAUAGAGAGAUAGAGUCGAGAGAGAUAUAUAGGAUCUCUCUCUCUCUCUCCGCUCGCUGCUCUCUGCGCUCUCUCUAGCCUCUCUCGCUCUCUCUCUCUCUCUCUUCUCUCUCCUCUCUUUCUCUCUCGCUCUCUCUCUUUUUUCCCCUACCCCCUUUAAAAAAAUUUUUCCCCCCCCCCCGCAACCUCCCCCUAACCGGGAUAACCCCCUCGCUUCCCAUUGGGGACCUUUUAAAACUAAAAAAAAACCCCCAAAAAAAGCUACCCAAAGGCAACCCCGGCCCGUUGACACAAACCUCCAUUUCCGGGAAAAAAACCACUGUUGGGGGACAGGUAAGUCCCCGUUCCGUGGCUGUUAUAAGCUUUUAAGCCCCUUAAAACAAAUUACAAGCCGCAGGGGCCAAACGGUUACCAGACUUUUCCCACAGUCCCAAAUGAAAUUUCUUCCUGUUUCAAAAUGUCCCUGGGCUUUAAAAACUUUUUUAAAAAAACCACCUUUCCCCCCCCGCCCAAGGCUUUAAAUCCCUCCAAAAAUUAAAAAACCCAAACCCACCCUUUUCUCGCCAAAGUCGAAAAUGGCAUCUCCCCUCAACGCUUUCCCCCCCAACCCCAAACCCACCCAAUUUUUCCCCCCCACAGAUCCACAGAUGAUGCAAUCUCUAUUGCGCUCCACCACUGCCCUUUCCCACCUGGACAAGAGGAACAACCUACGUGAGAAUGCUAUUCAUUGACUCAGCUCAGCAUUCAACACCAUAGUGCCCUCUAAGCUCAUCACUAAGCUAAGGAUCCUGGGACUAAACACCUCCCUCUGGCAACUGGAUCCUGGACUUCCUGACGGGCCGCCCCCAGGUGGUAAGGGUAGGUAACACACAUCUGCCACACUGAUCCUCAACAACGGGGGCCCCUCAGGGGGUGCGUGCUCAGUCCCCUCCUGUACUCUCUGUUCAUCCAUGACUGCAUGGCCAUGCACGACUCCAACACCAUCAUUAGUUUGCCGACGACACAACAGUGGUAGGCCUGAUCACCGACAACGAUGAGACAGCCUAUAGGGAGGAGGUCAGAGACCUGGCCGUGUGGUGCCAGGACAACAACCUCUCCCUCAAACGUGAACCAAGACAAAGGAGAUGAUUGUGGACUACAGGAAAAAAAAGAGGACUGAGCACGCCCCCAUUCUCAUCGACGGGGCUGUAGUGGAACAGGUUGAGAGCUUCAAGUUCCUUGGUGUCCACAUCACCAACAAACUAUCCUGGUCCAAACACACCAAGACAGUCGUGAAGAGGGCACGACAAAGCCUAUUCCCCCCUCAGGAGACUGAAAAGAUUUGGCAUGGGUCCUCAGAUCCUCAAAAAAUUCUACAGCUGCACCAUCGAGAGCAUCCUGACUGGUUGCAUCACCGCCUGGUAUGGCAACUGCUUGGCCUCCGACUGCAAGGCACUACAGAGGGUAGUGCGUACGGCCCAGUACAUCACUGGGGCCAAGCUUCCUGCCAUCCAGGACCUCUAUACCAGGCGGUGUCAGAGGAAGGCCCUCAAAAUUGUCAAAGACUCCAGCCACCCUAGUCAUAGACUGUUCUCUCUGCUACCGCACGGCAAGCGGUACCGGAGUGCCAAGUCUAGGUCCAAAAGACUUCUCAACAGCUUCUACCCCCAAGCCAUAAGACUCCUGAACAGCUAAUCAUGGCUACCCGGACUAUUUGCACUGCCCCCCCCACCCCAUCCUUUUUACGCUGCUGCUACUCUGUUAAUUAUUUAUGCAUAGUCACUUUAACUCUACCCACAUGUACAUAUUACCUCAACUACCUCAACUAGCCGGUGCCCCCGCACAUUGACUCUGCAACGGUACCCCCCUGUAUAUAUAGCCUCCCUACUGUUACUUUAUUUUACUUCUGCUCUUUUUUUUUCUCAACACUUUUUUUGUUGUUGUUUUAUUUAAAAUAAAUGCACUGUUGGUUAAGGGCUGUAAGUAAGCAUUUCACUGUAAUGUCUGCACCUGUUGUAUUCGGCGCAUGUGACCAAUAAAAUUUGAUUUGAUUUGAGAGAGAGAGAAUAGACCAGCUACAGAGACGAGAGAGAGAGAGAAUAGACCAGCUACAGAGACGAGAGAGACACCAGAGAGACCUGAGGAGCAGCCAGCCAGGCAAAGGCAGGUGUGUGUGGCAGACUGGCAGUGGGUGAUGAUAAAUGGUACUAGCCUGCUGUAUUGAUCCCAGAGUGACUCAGUUCUGCUGCUGUGAUUGUCACUGUUGCGUAAACACACUGGGCCACUGAAUACAGCCCUAUGUGACGUCACAUACUGUCUCCUGGGCUGACUGAGUGAUGGGGUCCUGGGUGUUAGAGUCAGAGGUUAGAGGUCAGUUUGACCCUGUGGUGUAGUGAUCCAUGCAAUAUAGGGACAUGUGAUCUCUGGCCAUACAGAUAUUUAUUUUCAGGGUAUGGGUUAAGCACCACGCUGUAAGCAGAUGCAGUAUUACCACGGCUAGUCUACUACAGACAUGUCGUCUAGAUAUUGCCUCAACCAGUUGGAUAAUGCUAAAACGAAGUGGUCGUUUAAAUUAGUGUAUCCAUCCAAAUGACUUACAAUUGGCAUAGUGAAAACAAAACAAGACAUAUAGAGAUCUCUCUACCUGUAUAUGGCUAGGUACCGGUACUUAUAUGUCUGGUCAAUACCAUGCAUAGUUACACACACACAGACAGACUAUUGAUUGAACCAGCCAGAAAGAGACAGGAACAGGAAAAGUAGAGUGUGUCACGUUGUCUCUCCUCCCCCAGGGUUCUGUACCGCAUGUGUCUAGACAGUCCCCCUCUCUCCGUUCCACUCACUGCUACUGUGAGACAGACAUGCAGAUAGACAGAACACACUAUAUAUAGGCUAAACCCUCUAAAGAGAACACUAGCUAAUACCUGCCGGUCUGUAGCUCUACCUUCCUUCAGCCAUUGUGAUUUCAAUUCAUGUGUAUUAGUUACCACUAGUACCACCUUUUGGCUUGGUCCCUGCUUUUUUUUACUGAUUUUAAAAGUAGAUUAAAAAAAAGAGUAGCCUAAAGAAAAAUCCUUGGCUAAAUUGCGCUGCCCAUAGGAUUGAUUAUGAGUGAUGCGAUUUUAAUCCCUUGAAUGAAUGUCACUUGAAGUUUCUCAAUCCAAAUAGUCAAUAUGAUUCUGUAUGAGAAUGAUUCUGACGUAAUUUGAGCAAUGUGGUUUGGGGCGCAGCAGGUCACGUUGAGGUCAGGCUAGAUGUUGGAUCAGAAAAUAAUACACUGUUGAAUCAUAAUUCAGAGAAAUUGACAGAAUGCAUCAACAAACAUUUUUAUAGAAGCUUGGCACCCAAUAAUAAAUAAAGGCUAGCCAAUAGAAUACAAUGCAGAAGUGAAAAGUCUUACAUUGACAACCAUUUUCAGUUCAAACAGCUAUCAGGGUUAAAGGUUACACAGGGGCCACACAAGUCAUCAGUAGCUGGAUGGGCAGUUCCAACCGGAUGGGGCUGUAUGCUAUGAGUAACUCACUACUACUACUACUACUAGCUGUCCUCGUCCUAGGGGUAAGUGAUGUCAUCUCACUGUAAUGAAGGAGUGUCCAGGAGUCAUACUGGAUGGAUGUCUCAUAACCAAAUCCCCAACUGGUUACUACUGGAUGGAUGUCUCAUAACCACAACAACAACUGGUUACUACUGGAUGGAUGUCUCAUAACCACAACACCAACUGGUUACUACUGGAUAGACGUCUCAUAACCACAACACCAACUGGUUACUACUGGAUAGACGUCUCAUAACCACCCCCUGAACCCACAACCGUGGUGUUGCAAGUGCCAUGCUCUACCAACUGAGCCACACGGGACCAACACCAACUGGUACCAACACCAAGUGGUUACUACUGGAUGGAUGUCUCAUAACCACAACAACAAGUGGUUACUACUGGAUGGAUGUCUCAUAACCACAACAACAAGUGGUUACUACUGGAUGGAUGUCUCAUAACCACAACAACAAGUGGUUACUACUGGAUGGAUGUCUCAUAACCACAACAACAAGUGGUUACUACUGGAUGGAUGUCUCAUAACCACAACAACAAGUGGUUACCACUGGAUGGAUGUCUCAUAACCACAACAACAACUGGUUGAUACUGUAUGGAUGUCUCAUAACGCCAACAACAACUGGUUGAUACUGUAUGGAUGUCUCAUAACCACAACAACAACUGGUUGCUACUGGAUGAGUCCGGUGUGGUCUAUAACUGCCUCUGAGUCCUAGUGAUGGUAGAAAGGAAGGGAUGAGGGAUGGAUAAAAAGAGAGGGGGGUGAAGGGGGUACAGGUGGAAUGAGUAGGUGAAAGGUUCACUGAGUGCAUUAGGGUUUAAUAUUUUCCUGGUAUUUUACAAAUGUUCCAUCCCGAGAAUAAAUCACUUUUCUCCCGGGUAACCCGGGUAUUUCCUGCCAAAACCGGAAGUGUAAUUCAAACGCAUAUAAAGCAUAUAAAUAGGCCUUUGUCUGGAUUUGAUUAGAGAUUUGAUCGAAAAUUCAAGCCUGAUGCUACCUGAGCCUGAUGAGCCAUACAUUAAAUACAUUUUCUAAGCUCUACAUUAAAUACAAUUUAUGAGCCCAAGCCCAAAAAAGUCUAAGUGAUUGUGCUGUUAUCCAAUACAUAUAUAAUAUAUAGGCUACUGCACAUUACGCACGACAUAAAAACAUAAAAGCCCAUAGAUGUAGCUAGCAAUAUGCUCUCUUGGGUAAAUAAAUGAAACAAGCUCCAGUAGGCUGAUCUUUUUUUAGUGUGAACUGUAUUACUGUAUUGUAUUGUAUUGUAUUAUACUGUAUUAUAUGGAGUGGAAUUACGCUCCUCCUUCAAAUCAGGAUAAAGUUGGGAGAGAACAUGCAAUUCUGGUGCUGCACAUACGGCCUACAAAGUUACAAGUACAGUGCCUUGCAAAAUUAUUGAUCCCCCUUGCCGUUUUUCCUAUUUUGUUGCAUUACAACCUGUAAUUUAAAUGGAUUUUAAUUUGGAUUUCAUGUAAUGGACAUACACAAAAUAGUCCAAAUUGGUGAAGUGAAAUUCAAAAAAUAACUUGUUUCCCAAAAACAUUUACGGAAAAGUGGUGCGUGCAUAUGUAUUCACCCCCUUUGCUAUGAAGCCCCUAAAUAAGAUCUGGUGCAACCAAUUACCUUCAGAAGUCACAUAAUUAGUGAAAUAAAGUCCACCUAUGUGCAAUCUAAGUGUCACAUGAUCUGUCACAUGAUCUCAGUAUAUAUACACCUGUUCUGAAAGGCCCCAGAGUCUGCAACACCACUAAGCAAGGGGCACCACUAAGCAAGCAGCACCAUGAAGACCAAGGAGCUCUCCAAACAGGUCAGGGAUAAAGUUGUGGAGAAGUACAGAUCAGGGUUGGGUUAUAAAAAAAAUAUCCAAGACUUUGAACAUCCCACGGAGCACCAUUUAAAUCCAUUAUUAAAAAAAUUUAAGAAUAUGGCACCACAACAAACCUGCCAAGAGAGUGCCGCCCACCAAAACUCACGGACCAGGCAAGGAGGGCAUUAAUCAGAGAGGCAACAAAGAUACCAAAGAUAACCCUGAAGGAGCUGCAAAGCUCCACAGCGGAGAUUGGAGUAUCUGUCCAUAGGACCACUUUAAGCCGUACACUCCACAGAGCUGGGCUUUACGGUAGAAUGGCCAGAAAAAAGCCAUUGCUUAAAGAAAAAAAUAAGCAAACACGUUUGGUGUUCGCCAAAAGGCAUGUGGGAGACUCCCCAAACAUAUGGAAGAAGGUACUCUGGUCAGAUGAGACUAAAAUUGAGCUUUUUGGCCAUCAAGGAAAACGCUAUAUCUGGCGCAAACCCAACACCUCUCAUCACCCCGAGAACACCAUCACCACAGUGAAGCAUGGUGGUGGCAGCAUCAUGCUGUGGGGAUGUUUUUCAUCGGCAGGGACUGGGAAACUGGUCAGAAUUGAAGGAAUGAUGGAUGGCGCUAAAUACAGGGAAAUUCUUGAGGGAAACCUUUUUCAGUCUUCCAUAGAUUUGAGACUGGGACGGAGGUUCACCUUCCAGCAGGACAAUGACCCUAAGCAUACUGCUAAAGCAACACUCGAGUGGUUUAAGGGGAAACAUUUAAAUGUCUUGGAAUGGCCUAGUCAAAGCCCAGACCUCAAUCCAAUUGAGAAUCUGUGGUAUGACUUAAAGAUUGCUGUAACCAGCGGAACCCAUCCAACUUGAAGGAGCUGGAGCAGUUUUGCCUUGAAGAAUGGGCAAAAAUCCCAGUGGCUAGAUGUGCCAAGCUUAUAGAGACAUACCCCAAGAGACUUGCAGCUGUAAUUCCAUUUUAAUUCCAGGUUGUAAGGCAACAAAAUAGGAAAAAUGGCAGGGGGGGUGAAUACUUCCGCAAGCCACUCUAUAGGCUAGAGAAUUUGAUUUUAAUUUUGAAGUAUAAUUAGUAGGCUGACUCAUAUAUACAUUUUAUAAUAUUUCCCCUAAUGCUAUAGCCUACCUCCUCUUUCUUUCUCUAAUGUUGCUUCAUUCCUUCCUUGCUUUCAACAGUUAAAUGAAAUUAGUUUUGUUGUCCUUAUCGUCAUUAUUCUAAUGACCAUGAUGAGAUGAUAGGUUUACAUGUAUUGUGAACUGCACUCCAUACUGAGAUGGGCUGUAUGUCCCCACCCUGAGCGUUGAUGAUUCAUCAUGCAGAGGCCGUGGAGAAGCCAGAUUUAGACAUCGCAUAUAAUUUAACAGUUCCGUUUCACGUCAUGCUGUUCAUAUAAGUAAUUUAUUAUAAUUUACCGGUUUCUCGCAGCUAUUUGUCCCGGGAAAAGGGAGUGGUUUUGGGCAGUAAAUAUCGAUAACCGAGUUCCCACCAUUCAACCCUAGAGUGCAUGUGUUUUGUUGUUGACUGGAGGAAAAAGAGAGACAACACACUGAAUGGAGGCCUAUGUUGUUGUUGUUUGUCUUAGUGGUUCUGCAGUGAUGAUGGUCCAGAGCCAGAUGUCUGUCACUACCAUAGAAAUAAAGUCUAGAUUCUAUUUCUAUGGUCACUACAUUGUACAGGGAUGUAGCUCAGUUGGUAGAGCAUGGCGUUUGCAAUGCCAGGGUUGUGGGUUCGAUUCCCACAAAUGUAUGCACUCACUAACUGUAAGUCGCUCUGGAUAAGAGCGUCUGCUAAAUGACUAAAAUGUAAAUGUAAAUGUACAGGGGAUUACAUCAGGAAGAAGAGCAGCUCUGUCAAGCCUCUAUCACUUUCUCUCUUUACUGUCUCUUUCUCUCUCUCUCCUUUCUCUCUCGUUCUCUCUUUCCUGGUGGCUUUAUAACAGGGCUGUUUAUCUCCUGCUUCUGUCUGUGUGUGUGUGCAGCGGAGAGGGGGAGGAAGAGGGAGGAAAGAGGUUCUCCAAAAUCUCUUCUCCCAAAUCUCAUCAACACUCUAGCAGCAGCUCGGGGAAACUCUGCUGAAUGACUCUGCCAUUAUGAAGCUGCUCGCAAUUAUGCAGCAUGAAGCGAUUUUCAUCUCUCCAUCUCUUCUCCCACUAACCAGCCUAUUCUCAAUGGACAGUGAAGAUUGGUGUGUGUGUGCAUGUUUUCGUGUGCGUGCUUGACAGCUGUGUGUGUCUGUCUGUCUUUGUCUGUCUGUGUGUGUGUGUGUGUGUGUGUGUGUGUGUGUGUGUGUGUGUGUGUGUGUGCGCGCACACGCACUCCCUAUCUGCCUGGCCUCUCAGAGAUGGGAACGACCACACCAGCAGCAGUCUUAUCAGUCGGUGGUCAGACAGUGGAAAUGUCAACAUGAUUACACCUGAUGGAAUAUCUGUUGCACCCUCAGCUGAACACAGACAGAUAGGGCUAAACCAGCCUUCCUGCUGCUGGGCCACUGCUAGUACAACCACUAGGCCCUGCUGCACUGACACAAACACUGCUACUAAAAUGCCAUUUUGUCAGGGCUAUGAUCAUUUGAUUGGCACUGUCUCUUAUUGAUCUCCCUCAGACUCUUAUUAUUUCUCUAUUUUAGCCUGGGUUGUGUUCAUUAGGGUGUAAAGCAUUAUAAAUUAAAAUUGAGUGUUUCUCCCCAUUUCCGUCUGUUUCAAAACCCUUUCUUCCUUUUUGUGCUUGAUUUUUCCCUGGUUUGUGCUUCAGCCUACUUCUCUGACAUUCACUGUGGUGCCAAAGUCCUACAUAUCUACCAGGCUACUUCUAUUCCCCCUCUCUGCCAUUCCUUCUCCUCUGACCGAUGUCUCAUCCCUCUCUUCCUCUCCUCCUCAGACUCGCAGCGCUCCCACCUCUCCUUCACCAUGAAGCUGAUGGACAAGUUCCACUCACCCAAGAUCAAGAGGACGCCAUCGAAGAAGGGCAAGCAGCUGCAGGUCGAGCCAGCGGUCAAGAGCCAAGAGAAACCUGUCAACAAGGUGUGUGUGUGUGUGUGUGUAAUGUGAGUGUGUGUGCUUGCCGUGAGAAACCCAGCUCUCCCACCUAUCCUGAUUGUUUACCUACGUGUGUGUGUUGUUGUUUUCCGUCCAGUGCCUUGCUCUGUAUUGUAUUGCUCUGCCCUAUUGUGUGUGUUUGUCUGAGAGUUUCCUGUGGCUUCUGAGUUGUUGUGAGUGCUGCCUCUGGCUGGAUUACAGGUGCUAGCACCAGUAGGUUGAGAGCCUGAGACCCAGGCUGUGUCCCAAAUGGUACAUGGAAAACAUUCCACAGGGAUGCUGGCCCAUGUUGACUCCAAUGCUUCCCACAGUUGUGUCAAGUUGGCUGGAUGUCUUUUGGGUGGUGGACCAUUCUUCACACGGGAAACUGUUGAGCGUGAAAAACCCAGCAGCGUUGCAGUUCUUGACACACUCAAACCAGUGCGCCUGGCACCUACUACCAUACCCUGUUCAAAGGCACUUAAAUAUUUUAUCUUGUCCGUUCACCCGCUGAGUGGCACACAUACACAAUCCAUUUCGCAAUUGUCUCAAGGCUUAAAAAUCCUUCUUUAACCUGAUUGAAGUGGAUUUAACAAGUGACAUCAAUAAGGGAUAACAGCUUUCACCUAAUGUUCCCUAAAGUUUUGUACACUCAGUGUAUGUAGGAUCUUAAUGUGAGUCAGUUUGCUACAGCAGGAAAAUAAUCCUGCAGUAAUGUGAAAUGUGAAUUGUUAUGUGGAUUAAAAUAAAAAUGUUACCAUGUUGUUUUUGUCAAAAGGUGUGCUUUAAUCUUAAACCCUGGACUAAGCUUUCUUUGAAAAUGCAAUUUUCUCCAUCCAUCAAUUAUUAUGUCACAUAGACAGCUGAUUUCCUCCAAGCUUACCAUUUUCAUUGUGUUCAUUAGGGCCAUUCUGCAACAGAAAAAGUUAAAAUAGUACCUCCCCGUUUCACUCGGUUUCCAUCCUUUUGGGGCCUACUGAACACAACCCAGAUUUUUCCAAGCUGAACAUGUCAUUCUAUUUUUAUCUCUUUCUGUUCUGUAGAAGGUGAGUCGGCUGGAGGAGCAGGAGAAGGAGGUGGUGAGUGCUCUGCGUUACUUCAAGACCAUCGUGGACAAGAUGGUGGUGGAGAAGAAGGUGCUGGAGAUGCUGCCUGGCUCGGCCAGCAAGGUGCUGGAGGCCAUUCUACCCCUGGUGCAGGUGGAGGCCCGGAUAACACACAGGUACGUGGGCUGAGACGGGACAGGAGAAAGGCUAGCAUUCAAGAUGGUAUGUAGGUAAAAGGAAAUGGGCUUAGGUUAGUAUUUAGCAUAGGUGAGUGGGAUCUUCGGUCCAGUAUAUGAUCAUACAUCAACCGUUUUUUUUUUUUUUUUUGUAUGAGUUUUUGGUGCCCAAAUAUCUAUUCACUUUGUUAUUUGUUUCCUCAUAUAUUGUACCCAGUCAUAGCCUAGGCAUGUUGCCCCUUAGUGAGAUGGGCUGUGUGCUACAUCCUCACAGAACAUUCUUGCUGAUUUGCCACAAAAUCAUGUAAACAAAUGGUGUCCCCAUUCCCCAAGACCUUAUGUAACAACCUCAUAUAAGUUUUCCGUGUGAGUGUUCAUCUCGAUAGCUCGGGUAUUUCAUUUCAUCAUGUUCUAUUUCUUCAUCUGGAAAGAGCUUCUGUUUUUAUGAGUGACUUCAUCUUUACGUUUCUGUUCAGCACUGUCAACACUUUCUUCAACACUUUUAUCAGCCACGCGCUUCUCCCUAUCCAUUCGUGCUACAAAGUGUAUCAAUAGGCUUGUUUUGUUAUUAUUAGUGGCUUGUGUCUUUUUUAAUAUUGAGGAAUAUUUCCCAUUCCAUGGUCAUAGGAGUAGCAACAUGAAUUGGUGCGUAAGGUACAAAUAAUGAAGUGCUAUUCGAGGUUCGCCAUCAACUGGAAGACGGGGUCUCCUUUUUGGUCAGUCUCCCCCCGCUGAUACUGACCAUCAGAUGCAGGCACCAUCAGUCCAGUAAAAAAAAAGAAGGAAAUUAUUUCAAUUUAUGCUCACUCAGCUGUGCCUCACAAGUAACACAAUGCAUUUCAACGUCAUAGAUUUAGCCGGUGGUAACUUGUGAAAUAGACACUGGCUGGAAUGUGGUUUUAACCAAUCAGCAUUCAGGAUUAGACCCACCCGUUGUAUAAUACCAGUGUGAUCAUAUACCUCAAGUUUUGAAAUAUAAUAAAAACAAUAUCUGAGAAGAACAACAUUGCAUUGGCAGGGCAAUUCAAGCAUUGUAUUGGGCAAUGCCUACUGCAUACACCUCAUUGCUACUGUUUUUAAUAGGUUCAUGUUGAGAAGGCUUAUUUUUUUUAGGUCAUGUUUUAAAGAAAUUCUGAGCGGUAGAUCUUGGCCUGCAUUUUGACUCAGAAAGUGAUCUUGGUUCAGAAAACAUUGGUGACAACUGUCCUAGAUCACAACCCACCUCUGCUUCUGGAACCACCUGGGUCCAGUGCCUGUAUUCAUAAAGUGUCUUAGACUAGGAGUGUUGAUCUAGGAUCAGGUCCCCACUGUCUAUGUCAUCUUAUUCUUGGUAAACUCAUGGGGAGGACCGUUCUAUAGAUUAUAUUUCUCUGAGCUGUAUCCUGUAGAGACAGGAGGGAUAUUCCAGAGUUGUGAAUCAGCUGCAGCGUGUUGGGACUGGUAUGAACCUCCACCACCCCCAAGUGUUUCUCAAUGCUCCAUUCAGCACAGGCACUAUACUGUAUUUAGCAGCCACACACACCUAGAACAGAACAGGCACACAUUCUCCACUUAAUACCACCACAAACACACUUUUUCCAGUCACACACACGCGCACACACUUCCUCAAUAAAUCCCCUCAGGGGAGACAUUGAGUUAACCCCCUGUGUGGAUGCAUAUGGCAGCCUCAGUCACAGUGCGGGAGAAAAUAUGUAGUCCUUUAGUCUAGCAAGUUGUCCGUAUUCUCAAUCUAUAGAGCCUGACAUUAAAUGUUGUAUCCCUCUUUCCUCUUCCCUACACCCACACUCUGUUCCCCUCUUCCACACUCUGUUCCCCUCUUCCAUUCUCUGUUCCCUUCUUCCAUUCUCUGUUCCGUUCUAUCUUUGUUCCCUUCUUACACUCGCUUUCAUCCUUCCUUCCCUCUUUUUCUCUGUAACCCUGCCAUCACUACUGUUCUAUGCCCUCUCCCUUUUUCUCAAUCUCUGCCUUUCCAUUCUCCCCCUCUUUUCUUUCUCCCCCCCCAUCUCAGCAUCCCCUUUCUCUCCAUCUCUGCCUUCCUGUCGUUUACCGUCGCUUCUCUUCUCUCUCUCCUUUCUCCUCAGUUCGGCUGUGUCGUCGUGUCACAACCGGGUGUACCAGAGCCUUGCCAACCUGAUCCGCUGGUCCGACCACGUCAUGCUGGACGGCAUCGACCUGGAUGACAAGGACAACGUGGUCGCGGUCACGACUGUCAUCAAGGCCGUCCUGGAUGGGGUCAAGGUAAGAGGGACAAUUUGUAAGUCGCUCUGGAUAAGAGCGUCUGCUAAAUGACGAAAAUGUAAUGUAAAUGUAAUGGUCGGUGGGACUGUGAAACGAUAGCUUGCAGCUUUCCACGGCUCUCAGAGAGGGUCAUAUUGUCUAUUUCUCCCUUGCCGAGCUGGGGCAAAUACAUUUGUCAAAUAGGCCUACUUUCAAAUACGUAUGCUGUGGUUUGGUUAGCUUGCCUGGUACAAUGGCACCAAAUGGAAUGGUCCUGAAAGGGCAAACUCCAAGCUGAAUAAAUUGCACCUCAAAUACUUCCAAAGUCUUUGCAACUGAAUAUAUUUGACCCAUGUCUGCUCUCUGGCCACUCAGUUUUUGUCUAAAUCAUCUAAUGAACACAUCUAAAAGAAGAAGAGGUUUGAAAAACAGUAUACUGUACACAUUGAAGUUGUGUGGUUCUAACAGGAGCUGGUCAAACUCACCAUAGAGAAACAGGAGCAACCCUCGCCCACCACACCGAACAAACCACCACCGCCGCCUGUCACUACCCCAGAGAGGUGAGUGAAUGCACACACACACACACACACACACACACCAGACACACACACUAACUCACUCUCUUGUUCUGUUCCCAGCAGGUCAGAGUUGCCACUGACAGAACGGGAGAGAGAGAUCCUGAGUAAAACCCCGCCCACCGAGGCUGUGAAGGACAUGGCAGAGGAGGACAUAGCCCCGCCCAAACCCCCCCUCCCUGGCCUGAAGAUGGAUGCGCUCAGGUGAGUAACACUGGACUCCAUCUUUGGAUAGAAUCGACAGUGGCAUACGAAUAGUAUGCACCAGGGCCCACCUGACCAGACCGAAUCUUUGGGCCUUUUAGUUUUAGGGCCCAGAGUUUUAUCACUAGGACCCAGAGUUUUUCCCUGGUCAAGUCACGUGGUCUAGAGAAACUCAGUGUCUUAAAUAUGAUGUAUUCAACAUUUUCAGUUUUAGGGCUUAAUCUUCUCAUCCCCCUGUCCUCAUCUGCAUUAAUUGAAUUGGCUUCUUCCAUAUAUUUUGAGUGAGAUAUUUAUUUAACUUGGAUGAAGGCGAAUACAUUAGGAGAGGAAGCUACUUGAGACUAUUGAAAUGCACCCAGGUAGAGUGAGAGUGGUUUCAGUACUGGCCUGACUCUCUUUAUCUUAGUGAAACAAAAACAAAAACCACACAUGUUCAGAAUAUUUCACUCUGUAUGAGUUGUGGCACACUGAUUUCAAUGAGUGAAAUUCUCAUUCUCCUGCUUUCAAGUUCCUGUUUCUGACUGUCUUAAAGCGGUCAUGUUUGUUACUGUAAGUUCCUGGUGGAUAGAGAAGUUCCCCACCUCCACGGUUAUGAGAAGGAACCUGCGGUCUCGAGUGUCUGCAGUCAGAAAAAAGCAGAAGCAGCCCUGUGCCACAUGGUGUCAGUGACCACUUCUGUGGUGCUGUUGCGUGAGCACUUCUGAACCUUUUCUUUUAGAAUUCUGCCAAAGAGGAAGUGAAGUGAAGAUAAAACUGAAACGUUUACACUGGUCAGCAUAAAUUAUUUUUGGUGCUGUUACUUGAAAACUUCUGAACGUUUUCUUUUAGAAUUCUGCCAAAGAGGAAGUGUAGAUAUAACUGAUAUGUUGACGCAAGUCAGCAUUAAUCAUUUUUGAUUGACAUGAGGUCAGGGUCUAUUUAUGAACUAGGUCUAAUUGAGUCUGAAACCUUUCAUGAUAUCUCAUCUGCUGGAAUAGGGUUCCAUUUGGGAUGCACACAGCUGUCAAUGUGGAAUAAUCCAGUCUUUUUAUCCAUAAUUUUCAAACAAAUGUGGGUAGAAAUAUUUUAUCUUAAAGAGGAAUUGUAUUAAUCUACAACAUAAAGUGCCUUCAGAAAGUAUUCACACACCUUGACUUUUUCCACAUUUUGCUGUUACAGCCUGAAUUUAAAAUGGAUUAAAUAGAGAUGUUGUGCCACUGAUCCACAUACACACAAUACCCCACAAUGUCAAAGUGGAAUUUUUGUUUUUAGAAUUUUUUAUGAAAAUGAAAAGCUGAAAUGUCUUAAGUCAAUAAGUAUUCAACCCCUUUGUUAUGGCAAGCCUACAUACAUUCAGGAGUAAACAUUUGCUUAACAAGUCACAUAAUAAGUUGCAUGGACUCACUCUGUGUGCAAUAAUAGUGUUUAACAUGAUUUCUGAAUGACUACCUUAUCUCUGUACCCCACACAUACAAUUAUCUGUAAGGUCCCUCAGUCAAGUAGUGAAUUUCCAACACAGAUUCAACCACAAAGACCAGGGAGGUUUUCCAAUGCCUCGAAAAGAAGGGCACCUAUUGGUAGAUGGGUAAAAAUAAAUAAAGCAGACACUGAAUAUCCCUUAUUAUUAAUUACGCUUUGGAUGGUUUAUCAAAACACCCAGUCACUAUAAAGAUACAGGCGUCCUUCCUAACUCAGUUGCCAGAGAGGAAGGAAACUGCUCAGGGAUUUCACUUUAAAACAGUUAGUUUAAUGGCUGUGAUAGCAGAAAACUGAGGAUGGAUCAACAACGUUGUAGUUACUCCACAAUACUAACCUAAAUGACAGAGUGAAAAGAAGGAAGCCUGUUUUUGCAAUAAGGCACUAAAGUAAUACUGCAAAAAGUGUGGCAAAGAAAUUAACUUUAUGUCCUGAAUCAAAGCAUUAUGUUUGGGGCAAAUCCAACACAACACAUCACUGAGUACCACUCAUCAUAUUUUCUGGUGGUGGCUGCAUCAUGUUAUGGAUAUGCUCGUCGUCGGCAAGGACUAGGGAGUUUUUUUAGGAAAAUCCUAGAGGAAUCGUAGAGGAAAACCUGGUUCAGUCUGCUUUCCAACAGACACUGGGAGACAAAUUCACCUUUCAGCAGGACAAUAACCUGAAACUCAAGGCCAAAUAUACACUGGAGUUGCUUACCAAGACGACAUUGAACGUUCCUGAGUGGUCUAGUUACAGUUUUGACCUAAAUCAACUUGAAAAUCUAGGGCAAAACUUGAAAUUGGCUGUCUAGCAAUGAUCAACAACCAACUUAAUGGGCAAAUAUUGUACAAUCCAGGUGUGCAAAUCUCUUAGAGAUUUACCCCAAAAGACUGUAAUCGCUGCCAAAGGUGGUUGAAUACUUAUCUAAUCAAGAUAUACAGUUGAAGUCGGAAGUUUACAUACACUUAGGUUGGAGUCAUUAAAACUCGUUUUUCAACCACUCCACAAAUUUCUUGUUAACAAACUAUAGUUUUGGCAAGUCGGUUAGGACAUCUACUUUGUGCAUGACACAAGUAAUUUUUCCAACAAUUGUUUACAGACAGAUUAUUUCACUUAUAAUUCACUGUAUCACAAUUCCAGUGGGUCAGAAGUUUACAUACACUAAGUUGGCUGCCUUUAAACAGCUUGAAAAAUUCCAGAAAAUGAUGUCAUGGCUUUAGAAGCUUCUGAUAGGCUAAUUGACAUCAUUUGAGUCAAUUGGAGGUGUACCUGUGGAUGUAUUUCAAGGCCUACCUUCAAACUCAUUGCCUCUUUGCUUGACAUCAUGGGGAAAUCAAAAGAAAUCAGCCAAUACCUCAGAAAAGGAAUUGUAGACCUCCACAAGUCUGGUUCAUCCUUGGGAGCAAUUUCCAAACGCCUGAAGGUACCACGCUCAUCUGUACAAACAAUAGUAUGCAAGUAUAAACACCAUAGGACCACGCAGCCGUCAUACCGCCCAGGAACGAGACGCAUUCUGUCUCUUAGAGAUUAACGUACUUUGGUGCGAAAAGUGCAAAUCAAUCCCAGAACAACAGCAAAGGACCUUGUGAAGAUGCUGGAGGAAACAGGUACAAAAGUAUCUAUAUCCACAGUAAAAUGAGUCCUAUAUCGACAUAACCUGAAAGGCCGCUCAGCAAGGAAGAAGCCACUGCUCCAAAACCGCCAUAAAAAAGCCAGACUACAGUUUGCAACUGCACAUGGGGACAAAGAUCUUACUUUUUGGAGAAAUGUCCUCUGGUCUGAUGAAAUAAAAAUAUAACUGUUUGGCCAUAAUGACCAUCGUUAUGUUUGGAGGAAAAAGGGGGGCCUUGCAAGCCGAAGAACACCAUCCCAACCGUGAAGCACGGGGGUGGCAGCAUCAUGCUGUGGGGGUGCUUUGCUGCAGGAGGGACUGGUGCACUUCACAAAAUAGAUGGCAUCAUGAGGAAGGAAAAGUAUGUGGAUAUAUUGAAGCAACAUCUCAAGACAUCAGUCAGGAAGUUAAAGCUUGGUCGCAAAUGGGUCUUCCAAAUGGACAAUGACCCCAAGCAUUCUUCCAAAGUUGUGACAAAAUGGCUUAAGGACAACAAAGUCAAGGUAUUGGAGUGGCCAUCACAAAGCACUGACCUCAAUCCUAUAGAAAAUUUGUGGGCAGAACUGUAAAAGCGUGUGCGAGCACGGAGGCCUACAAACCUGACUCAGUUACACCAGCUCUGUCAGGAGGAAUGGGCCAAAAUUCACCCAACUUAUUGUGGGAAACUUGUGGAAGGCUACCCGAACUGUUUGACCCAAGUUAAACAAUUUAAAGACAAUGCUACCAAAUACUAAUUGAGUGUAUGUAAACUUCUGACCCACUGGGAAUGUGAUGAAAUGAAUAAAAGCUGAAAUAAAUCAUUCUCUCUACUAUUAUUCUGACAUUUCACAUUCUUAAAAUAAAGUGGUGAUCCUAACUGACCUAAGACAGUGAAUGUUUACUAGGAUUAAAUGUCAGGAAUUGUGAAAAACUGAGUUUAAAUGUAUUUGGCUAAGGUGUAUGUAAACUUCCGACUUCAACUGUAUUCAUGUUUUAUUUUUCAUUCAUCUUUUUAAAAAAAAUAUCAAUUUGAAUCCCAAUUUGUAACAACAAAAUGUGGAAAAGGUCAAGGGGUGUGAAUACUUUCUGAAGUCACUGUAAGCCUAGAGGAUUUUCUCCUCUUUAGUGGAAAAAGGAUCAUCAUAAGAGGUGGCGAAACAGAAACGGAAGGUGGUAGACAGGCAGUGGUAGACAGGCAGUGGUAGACAGGCAGUGGUAGACAGGCAGUGGUAGACAGGCAGUGGUAGACAGGCAGUGGUAGUCAGGCAGUGGUAGACAGGCAGUGGUAGACAGGCAGUGGUAGUCAGGCAGUGGUAGACAGGCAGUGGUAGACAGGCAGUGGUAGACAGGCAGUGGUAGACAGGCAGUGGUAGACAGGCAGUGGUAGACAGGCAGUGGUAGACAGGCAGUGGUAGACAGGCAGUGGUAGACAGGCAGUGGUAGUCAGGCAGUGGUAGACAGGCAGUGGUAGACAGGCAGUGGUAGACAGGCAGUGGUAGACAGGCAGUGGUAGACAGGCAGUGGUAGUCAGGCAGUGGUAGACAGGCAGUGGUAGUCAGGCAGUGGUAGUCAGGCAGUGGUAGUCAGGCAGUGGUAGACAGGCAGUGGUAGACAGGCAGUGGUAGACAGGCAUUCAGUUUCUGUGGGCUUAAGGAAGCGGCCUUGGACUUAGCCAGAAGAUUAGAUCAAAACCUUGAAUACUACUACUAGGCUUUUGAGGUGCACUGCUGUCUGUCUCUCUUUAUUUUUUCUCUCUGUCUGUCUGUAUCUCUCUCAACUCUCAUUUCAUAUUUUUAUCUGUGCUUUCCAUCCCUCUCUCCACAUUGUCCGGGAACAGAGCACACUUGGCUACUGACCGCUCUGUCGCUGGCCAAAGGAGAUCCACAAAGACUGACACGUACGUUAGCAAAUAGGGUCAUCCCCCUGAAUUGUGACAUCCCGCUUCCUUAAUAACUGUCCAAUCCCGUCCUGGAAGCAUCUUGAUAGGUGGAGUGCCUGAUUGGUGGAGUGUCGUGUCUUGCAUGCUUGAGUUCCUAAUUAUGCGUCAUUGCAUCACGCCGUGCAAUGAAGCCCUCAUCCAAUCAGGAGAAAGCUUGGUGCAUGAGUGUGUACCAAUGACGUCAUAUAAACAUUAAUAUAUGAAUCUGUUUGGUGUGUACAUAUCAUAACUGUCAUAAUUUACCCAGUCAUAGUCCCCCAUGUCUCCUUGACCUGCUGAUUUUAUGAUGUGCCAUUGACUUGUGAUGAUUGCAGUGUGAUAACCUGGAAAGCCCAACUUCUGUUUGGGAUAUUCCAAAGGUGAUCGAAAAAGAGGCAUUAAGCACGAAAUGCUGAUUUUACCAUGACAACCCCUCAGUGUCAUAUCCCACAAUCUUGCUCAAGGAGCAGUAAACUGUGUGUGUGUGUAUUUCUUUUGUCAGCCUGGUUGGGCCUAAAAACCUCCAUUCUCACUGAUAGUCCUACGUCCUACUUCUCUCUCUCCAGUCCACCUCCAGCCCUGCCCCCAAAGAAGCGUCAGUCGGCCCCGUCGCCCACCCGGGUGGCAGUGGUGGCCCCCAUGAGCCGUGGCUCCAGCCUGCCCUGCAGCGCCCACAGACAGGUACCACCAACCCACACCAAGGGUUAUGGUUGAAUAACACCCACUUACUCGAUAGUAAUACUGUGGUCUUGUACACUGGUCUACUAUAGAGCAUCUGCAUCAGAGUAUGGUGUUGAUCAGGGUGGAUUACCAGACUAUAGUGAAAUAAAGUGAUAACGUGAUACAGUGAUAGAUACAUAACUAGUGACUGACUAAAUCAGACUUGAUUAGGCCGGCCAUUACUGGAUCAUAUAUCCACAAAGUUUUCUAUUGUUUGAUGAAACUGACUGUGUAGCUGACUUAACUGGUUUCUCCUUUGAUUUUCUGUCUGUGUGUAUGUGUCUGCCUGUCUGUCUGUCUCUAUGUCUGUCUUUGUCUGUCUGUAUGUUUGUCUGUCUGUGUGCGCAGCAGCAGGACUAUGAGCAGGAGUUCCUCCAGAGGCGUUUCUCGGGGGGCAGCCAGUCAUACGGGUGCGACUCCCCGCGCCUCUCGCCCUACAGCAGCAUGGGGAAGCUCAGCAGGUCUGAAGAGCAGCUCUGCUCCAUGGAACAGGACAGUGGACAGUGCUCCAGAAAUACUAGCUGUGAGACACUGGGUAGGAGCACAAACACAUAUACAUUCAAUUAGACACUCAUCAUAGUCACAGUUGAUCUUUAUACACUGUCUGUACCCAAAUAGAAACGAAUACACAAGCACUCCAAUUCAAACACACAUUUUUUCACACACUAUAAAAUACACACAACACAGUACAAUUGUUUUAGUAAAGAUGGACAAAAAUACAUAGACUGAACAAACACCCACUUUACACGUCAACAGCCUCACCUCACCUAACCACAAACACUUGUUAUUUUCUCUACAAAUGUCUCCCUCUUUCUAACCUCUUGUCGCUGUCUCCUUUUACAACACAUUUCACUGCACCUAUUUUUUUUUUAUCCAGACAACACAGAGGGUUACGACCCCGACUACGACUUCCUCCACCAGGACCUCGCUGUCUUCACAGGGGACCCCCACCUGCCCUCCACCGCCGCCCCCUCAGGGGUCACGUCCCUGUCCCCCCUCCCUGAGUCCCACAGCGAGUGCCCCUCCCCCGUCCCUCCUCACCCCCGGUUCAGGUCCCCACCCGUCCCCCACCACCAACAACCCCACCCACCCCAUUCCGAGCACUGGACCCCCGUCAUCCCCUUGCUACCAUCCCGCGUCAGUGCUCCUCCAGCGUUACCCCAGAAGAAGCGACGCAGCUCCCAGGUUUCGCCCUAUCAGGACGGUUGUGGCUCCUCGGGGGGGCCCUUCAACGAGAGGUCCCCCUCCCAAUACGAUAACCUGUCAGAGGAGGAGCUGCUGCACCCCACGCCCCCCUUCCCCCUCUUCAUGCCCAAUUCGCCCAUGCCCCAGAGCAACGGGGGGGUGUUCGUGGCCCAGCACCAGGCUAACGAGAACGCCGACGUGCCCUCCAGUCCACCGCCGCUGCCUGAGAAGAGGAACAAGCACGGUGAGUGGCAGAGGGAGAAAUGGAGACUGGGUGUGCGGGAGAAAGGAAGGGACAGAAGGAGUGGAAGAGAUUGAGGGAAAGAUGGGAAAAUUGAGGCUGGGAAUGUGCAUGUUAACGUUUCACUUUAAUCACUUUUAAUCUCCUGCUAUGUAAUCUCCUCCCAGUCCUGGCGUACAUGCAGUUUGUGGAGGACUACUCGGAGCCCCAACCCUCAGUGUUCUACCAGACCCCACAGAAUGAGAGCAUCUACCAGCAGAGGAACAAACGCUUCCAGGACGUCUACGGCCUCAACGACUCCUUCAGCAGCACUGACUCGGUCCACGAGCCCCUUCCCAUACCCCUCUUCCCACCCCCCGCCCUGCCCCCCAAGCAGAGGCAGCUGGUGAGUGUGUGUGUGUGUGUGUUCACCCUCAAGUCCUCACCCCCCCACUCACACAUUCUGGGAGCCCUUAUUGACUACGCCACCUCAGAGCUCACCAGUGGAAUUUCUCAAUCCUCUGUAGCGGUCUUGUUUCAGAAGGACACUAGAGAUUGA
Messenger RNA from Coregonus sp. 'balchen', 34770 nucleotides. The record is from the annotation of a GenBank genome assembly. Lineage: Eukaryota; Metazoa; Chordata; Actinopteri; Salmoniformes; Salmonidae.